AUCCAUUUUCAACUUCAAGGUGGUAGCAGUGAUUCAUCUCUCAGGCAGUUCGUUAAUAUUAAAUAGUUACUUUGUCUUUAGCCGUUGUGUUAUGGUUACGUUUAACGAACUGUAAAUGGACACCGAAGUUCAGGGUUUGUUUUAAUCUUCCAGAUUAACUCAUGAGGAACUCAGAAAAGCUGAAGCAUCACAGUGUUAACAACCAUCAAAAGGAUCAGUCAUUUGCAUGUCGUUUGUCACACCCUCUACCGUCCUUUAGUAAUUCAUGCCAAGUGCCGUCUUAAAUAGGUUUUGCCCCUAUUGGCUGCUACGACUAUUGUGACGUAGAAAAUUAAAGUUGUAGUUAACUGCAGUGAAAAGUCCCAUAAUUUUUUUGAGCAGAUUGCGCCGUAUAUGAUUGGGUUAUGUGAGCGACAAUUUGUUGUAAAUUCUUUCUGUGAAGUUUUAUCAUUUUUCAGUGUACGAACUUUUCAUAAUUAUUAACUGAUAAUUUGACUGCUAGCUGUCAUAUGAUGACACACUGUGGAAGUAGACUGAAAAUAGUGAAAAAUGUUAAGGUAGUAGAAAAUACAGUGCAGCGUGAAGUAAUAUUGAAGGAAAAGGAAGUUUUAAAGGUUGAACCAGAUGAAUGUGUGAGUUCCAUUCACAACCGACAUACCUCUGAAAAUGCUGUUCGUGAGUGUGAGGAGGACUUUGAGUUUGUUAUGGUGAAGAAUGAAUUACAGGAUGACUCAUUCUGUGAAGAGGGUUUCGGUUUGCCAGAAAGACAAAUUUCAAGAAGCUGUGAAGAAUUGAAUGAUCUUCAUGAAAAAUCUGCUACUGGUGCUGGUUGUAGUGGAUUUUCAUCUGAGCGACAUACAAAGAAUGUGGACAAUACCCAGUUUGCACCUGGUAGUAAGCAGACUUUUCAUAUGUGUGGAGAAUGUGGUAGGAUUUUCAAGAAGCCCAGCAAAUUGAAAUCACAUGUGUUAGUUCAUACUGGUGAAAAACCUUUCAAGUGUGAGGUGUGCAACAGAGGAUUUAAGUCCAUAUACCACUUAAAGACACACUGUAAAAUUCACACAGGAGAGAAACCGUAUGUGUGCAAUAUAUGUGGCAAGGAAUUCUCGCAACCACGUCAUUUGAAAACGCACAUGCUUAUCCAUACGUGUGAGAAACCAUAUUCGUGUAAAGUGUGUAACAAAGAGUUUGCACAGCUGGGAAAUCUCAAUAAACAUGUAUUUAUCCAUACUGGAGAAAAGCCACAUGUAUGUACUGUAUGUCGUAAAGAGUUUUCUCGACUUGACAAUUUAAGAACUCAUUCUCUGAUCCACACUGGUGAAAAGCCUCAUGUAUGUGAAGUGUGUGGCAAGAUGUUUCAGCAUGGCAGCAAUUUCUUAAGACAUAAACAGAUCCACAGACGAGACUAGCUUUGAAUUCAUGUGAUGAUUACUGUUAAUACAGUAGAACUAAACUUGUUGGAAUGAGUCAAGUUAUAUGCUUGAAACAAGUACAAAACAUUAUAUUGUAAGAUUGCAAUAUCAGGAGUAAGUGUUGAAAUCUGUAAAUAAGUAUAUACAGGAUGUC
This is a messenger RNA of Cryptotermes secundus, 1566 nucleotides long. Its product is annotated as gastrula zinc finger protein XlCGF7.1-like. Gene Ontology annotation, cellular component: nucleus. The transcript is spliced from 3 exons. Lineage: Eukaryota; Metazoa; Arthropoda; Insecta; Blattodea; Kalotermitidae. Gene Ontology annotation, biological process: regulation of transcription by RNA polymerase II. Bases 510 to 1409 code for a protein of 299 amino acids. Gene Ontology annotation, molecular function: RNA polymerase II cis-regulatory region sequence-specific DNA binding; DNA-binding transcription factor activity, RNA polymerase II-specific. The record is from RefSeq and is a predicted model, not a curated record.